AUGGGCCGGCUGCCACUGGAUGAGUGGAGCACCAGUCUGGACCAGGAGGACCCAGAGCCCCCCCCACACAUUAAGCAGGAACAGGAGGAACUCAGGAUCAGUCAGGAGGGAGAGCAGCUUCAGGAGCUGGAGGAGGCUGAUAUCACCAAGUCCACUUUCACUCCUGACCCUGUGAAGAGUGAAGAUGAUGAAGAGAAACCUCAGUCCUCACAGCCUCAUCAAAGACAAACUGAACACAUGGAAACAGAAGCUGAUGGAGAUGACUGUCGAGGACCAGAACCAGCCAGGAACUCGGAUCCAGAGAGAAGUUUACAACCAAAGACUGAGGACGACACUGGAGACUCUUCUGAACCUGACACUGGAGACUCUUCUGAACCUGACACUGAAGACAGUUUUGAUUGGAAAGAUACCAGAGAACCUGCAUCAGGCUCAAACUCACUGAAAAAUAGACAUGAAUCUGUCAGUGAUCCACGACGUAGUGCUGAAAAUAAAACAUUCAGCUGCUCAGUCUGUAAGAAAGCCUUUUCACAGAGGGGAAGUUUAAAGACACACAUGAGAACCCACACAGGAGAGAAACCAUUUAGCUGCUCAGUUUGUACCAAAUCUUUUGCACAGAGGGGAAAUUUAAAGACACACAUGAGAGUCCACACAGGAGAGAAACCAUUUAGCCGCUCAGUUUGUACCAAAUAUUUUGUGCUGACUGGAAAUUUAAAUGAACACAUGAAAAUCCACACAGGAGAGAAACCAUUUAGCUGCUCAGUUUGUACCAAAUCUUUUGUGCAGAGAGGAAAUUUAAAUGAUCACAUGAGAAUCCACACAGGAGAGAAACCAUUUAGCUGCUCAGUUUGUACCAAAUCUUUUGCACAGAGGGGAAAUUUAAAGACACACAUGAGAGUCCACAGAGGAGAGGAAAAAUAGAGCUGCAAGUUUGUGACAAAAUAUUUAAAUGGCGUAAUCGUUUCAAAAGACACAAGUGUGUUGGUCGUCAGCUGCUUCUGAAACUGUAAGGGAAUACAUUUGUCUAUUUUGUAUCCGGAUUACCUAAUGCCGUUACAUGUAAUACGGUACUCCCUAAGCCUGAUUUCACCCACCUGCAACCGAUUCGCGAAUAAUCACAAAUGUUCAUUUCUUUGACCCCUUGACUCGACUAUUUCUUGUUUAAUAAUCGUUACAUCUCCUCAGGACCAAGUUCCCGUGUCCUGCCUUUCACCUGCUCAUCACCCACUGCUCAUUUAAGGUGGACUCACCUUUACAAGGGACCAGCUAGUCUUAGUGUCUUAAUGGAAACGUUUUGUAAAGUGAUGCUAGACCAAAAACGUGCUGUUGGGUUGUGUGCUCUCUGCAGGACGGUGUCUGUACUCAAAGAUUGUUUAUGAAAUGAGAGCUUCACUCUGUUUUUGUUGUCUAAACAACGCCAACAGAGCGAUACGUCUUCUUUCCAGCAGAUGGCAUAAAUGUUACAUCAUCCAGUUCAACUGUCAUCCACAUAUUAAUGAUUCAAAACAGCAAUGUGUAAGAUAUGGCUAGUGAUUGACUAGUUCAUCAGAAUGUGAAGAGGUUACAGUCUUGAGGCCAUGUCCAAUAUGUUUAUGUUUUGUUUGAUUAAAUCUACUGAAAUGAG
Molecule: messenger RNA, 1621 nt
Organism: Trematomus bernacchii (emerald rockcod)
Lineage: Eukaryota; Metazoa; Chordata; Actinopteri; Perciformes; Nototheniidae
Product: zinc finger protein 32-like
Exons: 2
Coding region: 1-918 (305 amino acids)
Biological process (GO): regulation of transcription by RNA polymerase II
Cellular component (GO): nucleus
Molecular function (GO): RNA polymerase II cis-regulatory region sequence-specific DNA binding; DNA-binding transcription factor activity, RNA polymerase II-specific
Source: RefSeq, a predicted model, not a curated record